AUGAAGACCUUCGAUAUUGUCCUACUCAGGCGAUUCCAGGCUGUGCGUGACUCCAGGACGAGGCCCAACCAAGCCGGCUUUCGUGCUGGACGUGGAUGCGCAGACCGGAUAUUCACCCUGAGGCGCAUUCUCGAGUUUUGUCAUAGCUACCAACAACCAACGGCCGUCUGCUUUUUUAACUUUGCCGCCGCGUUCGAUUCCGUUCACCGUGAGUCUAUGUGGCGGAUAGUGGCGGUAGAUGGUGUACCGGCAAAAAUCAUCGCCAUGAUCAAGGCCUAUUAUCGCUCCUCUAAUGCGAGAGUCCUGGUUCGCAACAAUCUUACCCAACCGUCCGGUAUUCGGUCUGGCGUUCGACAGGCUUGUGUCCUGUUGCCCAUUCUGUCCAACUACGCUAUUGACUGGAUUCUCUGGAGGGCCCUACACGAAGGUGACGGUGUUGAGUUUGCACCCAGACACCGACUGACUGAUCUCGUCUAUGCCGAUGAUAUCGCCUUACUUGCUUCAAGUUUUGGUGAUCUGCAGUCUAUGGUGUCAAGAGUGGACGAGGUCGCUAGAUCGGUCGGUUUAUCCAUAAACGCUGGGAAGACUCUAGUGUUUUCAAGCUGCAGCCCUGAAUAG
Messenger RNA from Spirometra erinaceieuropaei, 618 nucleotides. NCBI's taxonomy places the organism in Eukaryota, Metazoa, Platyhelminthes, Cestoda, Diphyllobothriidea, Diphyllobothriidae. The record is from the annotation of a GenBank genome assembly.